Messenger RNA from Microplitis demolitor, 516 nucleotides. Its product is annotated as chromosome transmission fidelity protein 8 homolog. The transcript has 2 exons. Lineage: Eukaryota; Metazoa; Arthropoda; Insecta; Hymenoptera; Braconidae. The record is from RefSeq and is a predicted model, not a curated record. The coding region runs from base 148 to 486 and encodes 112 amino acids. Gene Ontology annotation, biological process: mitotic sister chromatid cohesion. Gene Ontology annotation, cellular component: Ctf18 RFC-like complex.
GAUGGUAAUGGAAAUUGGCAAUGGGUUUACUUUCAUUGAUCAAAGCAACAGAUGUCUUUAGCUUUCUUUGUGAUAAUUUAAUAAAAUAAAUAAAAAAAAAAAUAUAAAUAAUAAUAAAUUUAAUUUUUAUUUCUUUUUCCCGCUAAAAUGAUUGUGCCCAUAGUAAGAGAUGGAGUUUUACAAGAAUGGGCAAUUAUUGAAUUACAAGGAAAUUUAGAAUUCCACAGUAAAAAUUCUUCAGACAAAUGUUUUAUCGGUGAUUUAUAUUACGAAAAAAAUGACACGCCGGUUUUAAUAAUCGGAAUGCAUAUUUUACAUGGCAAAGAAUUGGUGUUACCUAAACCUCUUGCAGUGCUGGAAAAAAAAACCAGCGAUGAGACAAUUGGUACUGAGUAUGUAGUAAAUGCGAUUGUUAAAAAAAAACUGGUAUUCAAAGGACGACCUAAGCCGAUUGUAGCAGAUUCGACACUUAAUAAAUCAUUAUAAUAAAAUAAAACACAAUUAAUUUACAAAAAA